AUGGUUGAUCACAUGCUUCAGCAGCUGGAUCCUGCUUUGACCUCAUCAUGUGAAAAGGAUAUCAGAGCUUUGUUUUCACGUUUGACCAGGUCAACUGAAACCUUGCUUUGUUUUGCUGGUGACAUCAUUGACAUGAAGGAUCAGUGUUGCCUGGUAAAUAUCCUCUCUUUUCGGGAAGGGCGUGGUAUUGAUUUGGCUAGCAAAGGUGAGCAAAUGGUGAUUCAGUUCCCACCGAGGGACCCAAGGAUGCUUCGCUUUGUGGUGGGAUCAUCUAUUCAGGUGAUUUUUCCUGUGUGGGACCGUGAUCCUGGUCGCUGCUCCUUGGAUACUAAGACGAUUGUACUCCCCAUCCCGGACUUGGAGAAGUGCCUUUCGUGGAAUAUGAUUCACCUGUUUGCGGGAGGUUUCUGCGGAUGGAGUCAUGCUGCAUCGUGGCUGAAUUCCAGUGAUCUCAAUGUGGGCAUUGCAACUGAAGUUGCCAUUGACUCAGACUGGGUUGCAGCUCAUACUCUGGCGAAGACCCAUGGGAUUCAGGUCAAGGGAAUCUUUGCUACCUUGGAUCUUUGUGACGGUGACUUUCGAUUCCAUGACCCUUUGCGCUACAUCAUCAUGCUGGGAGCUGUUCAUCAAGUGGCUAUCCCAACGAAGCUUGACCUUGCCUUUGCUAUCCUUGGCAACGCUGUCUCGGUGCCUCAGUCACUCUUGGCCCUUUUGAUUGGGUUCGCAGUUGUCACUGAUGAGCAAAUCCCACUCCUUCCUACCGUCCGAAGGAUUUGGGAUGAUGUUCCCACCGCGUGGAAUUUGUGUGCUAUCGUUGAGGGCAACUUCAUCCUCUUGCUCCAACCGCAGGAGCUCAUGAAAAGGAUCCCACUCUCUUGGCAUGAGGAAGGUAACGGGGGAUCAUUGGCCUUUGACUUCAUUGUCGAACUUGAAGGGCGGACCUCCGCUGUCGUUGUUGAUGGUAUGCACCGUAUCUGUGACCUGCUUGCUCAGCGGUUGUUGAUUCCGUCGCACCACUGGAUUGAUGUCAAGCUUGAACCUGUGGAUGAGAUCCAAGAACCUGCCAACAUCGUUGGUGUUGUCCGGCAGCAUAGCGGCAGUUGGCGACUCUUCCUCAAGGGAACCAUGUUUGCGCGUGUGUGCUUCCAACGGAUCCCUUCUUCUGUGGUUGAUGCCCCUCCAUUUGCCUUGUUGCCGCCGCAAGGAAAUGUUGCUCUUGGAUUUUCUAAAGCAUCUUCUUGCCCUCCACCACCUCCGGUUGUUUCACCAACCUUGGCGAUCAAUGUGCUUGAUCUGCAUGAAGAUGAUGAUGUCUUGCAGGGCUGGGUGAAGAAGGUGAAGCUGCAUGAGGCUACCUCCAUCAUUGAAAAUCCUCGCUUUGCGCGUGACUGUGAGCUUGAGCAACUUGAAAUCAGGGCAAUGUGGAAUGGUCGCACCCUUUCAGCUGAUUUGUACAUCACCACCACUGAGCUGCAAGGUCGUACGGUUGACCAGUUUGUGGAUCAGGAGAUCUGCUUCGCUCAGAGGGUUCCAGCACAAAAUUUCCGGAGAUUGAUGUGCGCUGCCUUUCUGCUGUAUCCCUCUCUGGAUCCUGAGAUCCGCAGGCAGACUGUCAUCAUUUGUGAGGCUGAUGACGUUCCGCAUGUGACACAUCAGGUUACGUUGAGUGCACCUUAUACACGUGCGGACUUCUUUGGCAUGGUCUCCCGUGUGCUCAGCCCCAAGUUCCACAACAACCAACCUUUCGUUGCUGACUCCAAAGCCUUGUGUCAUCUGGAUGUGAUCACUUAUUCCUUUGAGACUCUGAUUCGGUGUGGUGGAGCUCGUGACCAUGAAGAUUGUGCUUCACUGACUUUGGCUGCACCUGCUUCACUGCAUCAGAGACUCAAUUUUGCUGCCCAGACGCAUGGGUGGCUUGCUACGGACGAGUUCACUCACAUUGCCAUGUGGCUUCGGUGGAAUAGUGCGGACGCUCGAGUACUUGAUCCCAUCUACUGGGAGUUGAGGGGCACUGAAAUCAUACCACGAGGGGCUGCACCUGUGAUCGCCCCGGACAGACCCACCUUCAUUCCAGUUCUGCUUUCUGCUCACUGGUUUGGAAUUGAGAUCAGUGAGCCUUUUCGUAAUCCCACCAUAACCAUUGUUCAGCUGUCUCCUACCUUGACUACGCAAGUAGUAGCAAUUGCUGCUCGGUGGCUUCAGCGGCCUGUUGGCAUGGUUAAUGAUGUGAUCAUUUGCUCACCGAAUCCUGCCGACAUGUGUGGUUGGACACUGGCGUUCCGCUGGACUUCUGCUUUGGCUCUGCAUCGUGUCUUUUUUCUGCGACAACACGAAGUUGAGAAUGCUCUUUUCAGUGAUGAACGACUCAAGGAUGUCAUUACCUCCUCCAUGACUGCGUGGGAAAGCUCUGGUGCACCUGAACACUUGGUGCAAUUUGCCCAACAUGUGCGGAUUCACUUCCUCACCGGCCUCCUAGCUUCACCUGGUGGGGCUUUCCUGUCCCGUCUGGACACUGUUGCUGCUGGUUUACAACCUGGGAUCAGGGGCUUUGGCGUCCCUGUUGAAGUUGACUACCAUGAAUCCCUGGCCGAAUAUCAUGUUCGGAGGAUCGAUGAUUUCUUGGAACAGCCACUCUGGCUUGCUAGCGAUGAGCUGAACUUUUGGCUGCACCUGUUGCGGGUGUCCAAUCCCACGGUUGGUUUCGGCCCUGCACUGAGUUGGAACAGAUCCACUUUGACUCUGCACUCCAUUGCAGGGAUACCUUUUGAUCUUCGUGCCUAUGACCAAACCUUCCUUGUCAUUGAGAUUCAUGGGCACUGGGCUCUGCUCUCAGUCUUCCGUGAGACAGAUCAGUGGUUCUUCAUUUUGCACUCGGUUCAACAAGACAAUGCUACGUUGCAUGCCUUGGUUCGUGCAGUUGCUCACUUGUGGCAUUUGGCACCGGCAGAGUGUCAUCCGGCGCCGCACUAUCUGAAUCAACCACCAGGCUUUUGUGGAUGGGCCAUCAUCCAGGUCCUGGCUGCGCGCUUCCAUCUUGUGUGCCAUCCCUUGUCUCCUGCCCAGCGGUCGCAGAUUGAGCGUGCUGAAAUUGGUCAUCGUGUUCAAGAGGUUCUGGAUGAGAUGUCCAUUGCUGCUGAUAAUGUCACUAGGGGUACUGCUCUUCGCACUUUGGCGGAAAAUGCACGUGCUCAAUACCUGGCUUAUAUCCUCUUCCACAAAGGGGAUCACGAGUACUGUUCGGCAGGCAUGAGUGACCAAGUCUCUUGUGUCAAUGAUUGCUUGACAUGGAGCAUGAUGGACUCCGCAAUGUUGUACUCCGCGGUCUCUGCUCGACUUGCUCUGGAAGCCACCUCGCUGUAUGGUUUUCGCAUCAACUCUAAGCUCCCAGGAACUCAAGGGGUCAAUCCGACUCCAUACCAGGUUCAGUGUGUGCUCAAGACCCCAAAGGCUUCUCGUGCUUUCUUGUUGGAGGCAUCUGGUCGGGAGGGUGCGUUUCUGCGAGACUACUUGCACCAAGAUGCUGAAUCGAAGCUCUUUGACACCACCGUUGUACCUCGAUUCUGGGACCUCACACAAGGGGGAUUUCAAGAUGCUGUGAAGACCACCCAAGGCUUGGAGGGUCAUGCUGGCCUGGUGAUGACACGUCGGGGGGUAGCGUUGCGUGUAUGGAUUUCGCACAUUGCCGCAGCCAGGCGACGCCUGCUUCCGCUUGACUCCAGGUUGUGUGAGGACAAUAUGAGUACAGUGCCGCGAUUCCCAUAUGUCUCUUCUGGUUGGCCCACGGAGGCGCAGGCAAUCAAUGUCAUUCAGGCCAUCAAGGCUGCCACGGGCCAAGCUGUUGUCCCAUCGAGGGCAUAUCGUCAAGCAGGUGUUCACCACUGGUUGGUUAUGUUCCAGGAGAAACCGACAAAGCUCUCCUUUGCCCUCAAGGUCAAUGACAAAGAGUCCGAAAUCCUGCUGUCACCGCAAGCGUCGUGGCAACCUUCGAAAGGCAAAGGAAAGGGGCGCACCAAGACCGGCCCAACUGUACAGAUUGGACCUGAAGCUCGGAAGGACCUGACCCCUGCCUUCCAAUCGGCUGAGAAAGACCGACUCGACAAGCUAGAAGGCAAGUUCAAUGUUCUCGAGUCGAAGGUUGCUAAGGUCGAAGACAAGCAAGACCAUUUGGAUCAUAAGCUGGAUAGCCGCUUUAAUGAAAUCGGUGAUCAGCUUCGUCAACUCUUGCAGCUUUCGCAUCCACGUGAUCGGCCCGUGUCCGGGGAGACACCACCUCCCAAACACCUCAAACCUGGCCUUUGA
Messenger RNA from Durusdinium trenchii, 4299 nucleotides. The record is from the annotation of a GenBank genome assembly. Lineage: Eukaryota; Dinophyceae; Suessiales; Symbiodiniaceae.